UAUGAAUUUGGGUAUGAUUUAAGCAGCAAGAGGAGGAACAAGAAGACGAGCAGACGAGCGAGUGGGACGCUUUUGCUAGCCGCCUUUUCCACGUGUUUUUGUCUCCUUCAAUCCACAUUUUAUGCGCAAAGUGUAGUUGCGCACGCAAAAAGCGUCGAGUGAAGAAGUCCACCAAACUCAGAGGAGAAGCAGAAGAGUGGUCAUGGAUACGUCCUCACGGAUUCUCCUGCUGUUCCUGCUCCUGCACUCCGCUGCCGUCUUGUCCCUGUCCACACACGCGGCAUGGGUCUCCCCCCAGGACCCCGUCCUCCGCGUGGGUUCCAACCUGACCGCUAGUUGCUGGGUGCAACCGGACUCCGGCGUCCACGCCAGUUCGCUGUACUGGACGCUGAACGGCCAGCGGCUGCCCGCCUCCACGUACCAGACACUGAGCGCCAGCAACCUCAGCGUGACUCUCAGCGGGCUCAACGCCUCACGACAGCGGUCCGGCGACAAUCUGGUGUGCCAUAACCACAAGGGACACAUCCUGGCCGGCUCCUGCAUCUUCGUCGGAAUGCCUCCGGAGAAGCCUUUCAAUUUGACGUGCUGGUCUCGGAACACCAAAGACCUGACGUGCAGCUGGGCGCCGGGAGGGAAAGGGGAGACCAGCAUUACGACGCAGUACUUGCUCAAGUACAAGCUCAGGUGGUACGGCAAGGAGAAGGAGUGCGAGGACUACACGCACGCUCAGCCGUACUCGUGCAGCAUCACUCGUGACCUGCACCUCUUCACCCCGUAUGAGAUCUGGGUGGAGGCGUCCAACCAGCUGGGCCGCGCCGCUUCCGACGUCAUCAUGUUGGACAUCCUUGACGUGGUGACAACGGAUCCUCCGUCGGGGGUGACUGUGAGCCGCGUGGGGCAGUUGGAGGACCAGCUGAGCGUUCGCUGGGAGGCCCCGCCGGCACUCAAGGACUUCCUGUUCCGGGCCAAGUACCAGAUCCGUUACAGACUGGAGGAUAGCCAAGACUGGAAGGUGAUGGAUGACGUCGGCAACCAGACGUCUUGCAGGCUGGCCGGUCUCAGACCUGGAACCGUCUAUUUUGUGCAGGUCCGAUGUAACCCGGUGGGCAUCUACGGUUCCCGCAAAGCUGGAAUCUGGAGUGAAUGGAGUCAUCCCACCGCUGCAUCCACACCGCAUAGUGAGCGGGCAGCGUCGGGCUCAUGCGACCCCAAGUCGAGCGGCGACUCCAACUCGACCUUGCGCCGCGAGUUGAAGCAGUUCUUCGGCUGGGCGCGCAAGCACGCUUACGGCUGCAGCAGCAUGUCCAUGAAGCACUACGACCAAUGGCGGGUGAUCAUGCAGAAGUCGCACAAAGCACGCAACCAGGUAGGUUCUCCAAGGGGAUAAGUCGUAGCACAUGCCAAGUGGGAAAAAAACAACACAGAGCGAUCGCAAUGACAACCAGAGGAUGGUCGUAAAAAUUCGAAGGACUGUUUUUUCUUGUUGUUUUUUGCAGCCAGAUGAUAUCUGGAGAUGUUGCUUUUUUUUUUUUUUUUUUGUCUGGUUUUGACAUUUUUGACACAAAUUUCCAGUUUGACAUUUGCAUCUUGGAAAAUACUUGGAGCAUCCUGCCAAGGCAUUUUCCGACAAUUUUCUUCCCACAUUUCCCCCCCGUCCCACGUAGGGAACAUAUAAUGAAUGUUAAUCGGCGUUUUCUGAAUAAUAUUUGGGGUUUGCAGGGUUUUUUUUUGUUUGUUUUGCAGACCCCCUGAGAAAGGUAUGCUAAACUUUCUCAUUUUGUUUUGAAAUUUACAAAGCCGACCUGGAGGUAAUUUCAGGCCCAAGGACGCUCUGCUCUACCAACUGAGCCACAGCUGCGCUAUUGCCAAAUAUUGCUCUGUCUCUGAGGAAGUGAGGAGGAGUUUCAUUCCAUCGGGCUGGAGCUUAACUAAGAGGAAGAAAAAAAAAAGUGCUUUGCUGCCAUCUUUCGGCAUCUACUCUACAGGCAAUUACAAACCACAAGUCAGUGAUGUCCCGACCCACUAAAAUUAAUUACUUGCAUACUUACAUACAAAAAUCAUUUAUACCAAAUUCCAGCACAUAUUUGUGUUUUACAACGAUUCAUACCAAACUUCCAAAAUGAGUGUACAAAUAUUUGGUUGUGUCCUAUUUUUUGGGGCAGGCAUCUUUGGUUAUUUCAGAAAGAGCAAUAAAACUGCAAAUGGGUGGGGAAGCGCAAAUCCAGCCCUCAUCAUCACGCAGUAUUUUGUCAAAACGUGCCAAAGAAUUUUUGUUUGUGUGUGUUAGUUAAUUUUUUUUUUAAGCCAGACAUCUCGUGCCUCGCCUUUAUUUUUGUACUGAAUCAUAGCGGCAUAUUUAAGAGUGUGUAAAGUUAUGUGUUUUGAUUUUAAGUUAUGUUUUAGCUAGUGAAUAAAUAUUAAUGACUGACUGAA
Molecule: messenger RNA, 2433 nt
Organism: Syngnathus typhle (broad-nosed pipefish)
Lineage: Eukaryota; Metazoa; Chordata; Actinopteri; Syngnathiformes; Syngnathidae
Gene: crlf1a
Product: cytokine receptor-like factor 1a
Exons: 9
Coding region: 203-1387 (394 amino acids)
Biological process (GO): immunoglobulin mediated immune response; cytokine-mediated signaling pathway
Cellular component (GO): external side of plasma membrane
Molecular function (GO): protein binding; cytokine receptor activity
Source: RefSeq, a predicted model, not a curated record